AGCAUAUUGUUAAAAGCACGGGCGAAACCGCCCGGCAAAAAGCGGGGAGCGUUAAAUGCACGGGCGAAACCGCCCGGUAAAAAAAAAGGAAGGGGGCGCUGGCAGCCAGCCGGGCACGGACCCUCCGGGGAUAUGCCGGCGAAUUACCAAUAUUGCGGCCAAAGCAUAACGGCAAAAUUAAAAAAUAAAAUAAACCCGGGUAAUUACCGGAAGGGAUUAAGCAAGCUUAAAAAGGGCAUUUGCGAUUUCGUACCGCUUACAAUAACGCCCGACGCUACGUCGAAUACGUUGGAAAGGGCCGUUAAGCUACCGAAACAAAAUACCAAAAAAGCCCCGCAAAUUCCCGACGAUUUCGAAAACCUUUUCGUAAAAAAGCUGCAAAAAAUAAACGAUGCGUUAAAAGCCCAAAGCAAGCGCGCCCGUUUAAUUUAA
Molecule: messenger RNA, 432 nt
Organism: Gaeumannomyces tritici R3-111a-1
Lineage: Eukaryota; Fungi; Ascomycota; Sordariomycetes; Magnaporthales; Magnaporthaceae
Exons: 2
Source: RefSeq, a predicted model, not a curated record